Molecule: messenger RNA, 2004 nt
Organism: Lithohypha guttulata
Lineage: Eukaryota; Fungi; Ascomycota; Eurotiomycetes; Chaetothyriales; Trichomeriaceae
Exons: 4
Coding region: 1-2004 (667 amino acids)
Biological process (GO): regulation of cyclin-dependent protein serine/threonine kinase activity; regulation of transcription by RNA polymerase II
Cellular component (GO): nucleus; transcription factor TFIIK complex
Molecular function (GO): cyclin-dependent protein serine/threonine kinase regulator activity
Source: RefSeq, a predicted model, not a curated record
AUGCUGGAAGAUGAUACGUAUCGGGCAUCUUCGCAAUACCGCUUGUGGUCAUUUACCACCGAGCAACUACAAGACAAGCGUCUAGAGACAAACAGGCUAGCAUGCGAGAAAGUACAGGCUUCUUUCAAGAGGUCACGUCUUGCUGGCAACCUGUCGCUUGUUGCGACCGCGGCCGAUGAUGGUCAUGGCAUAUCAGGACCUUCAAGUACCACUGGCACACCAGAACCCUCGAGCAAACGUGCGGACGAGUUCGAUGGUGAGGUGAAUCCAUUGACAGCAGACGAGGAACAACGCAUGGUACAAUGGGGUUGUGAGAAAAUCCUUGAGCUACAGGACACGAUAUUCCCGAGGCCAGGAGCAAUUGUUGUGUGUACAGCCAUUCAGUUCCUGCGCCGUUUUUACCUGUCUAAUAGUCCUAUGACAUAUCAUCCACGCCAUCUUCUAACAAGCGCUCUGUGGCUCGCCUUCAAAGCAGAGCAUUACACCUUUCUCACACUCACAAAGUUCACUGCUCAGCUACACAAUGUUACAGAUGAUGAUGUGAAGGCGCCAGAGUUCUUGCUUAUGCAGAGUCUGCGAUUCACAUUAGACGUGAAGCAUCCUAUGCGUGGUCUCGAAGGUUGCGUGAGUGAUAUGCAGCGGAUGACAGACCUUGGCGAUUUGGUGGUGGAGAGCAAGAAAGGUGCAGCUAUGAAGGAUCGUAUCGACAGAGCCUUCGCGAAAGGAAGAGCACUUUGUGUUCGUGACGUUCAGAUGACAGAUGCAUACUUCCUCUUCACACCACCACAGAUACAUCUUGCCUGCCUUCUGAUCGUCGACAAGUCACUAACGCUUUCCUACUUGGAGGCCCUCUUCGACCGCCUGACCACACGAGUUGGACCAAUCAAGCAGAAGCUCAUCGACACAAUAGCAGCCUGUGCAAAAGUUAUCGGCUCAUACAAAUCACAGACGGAAGACAAAAGCAAGAAGAAAGAAUUGGCAAGGAUAGGGAAGAAGCUGGCCAAGUGUCAGGAUCCCGAGAAGAAGGAUAUCGUUGGCAACGAAAAGGCCAAGCUAGAGAAGAGUUUCAAGGGAGGUCAAGACAGUGAUGAUGAGGACCGGCGGCAGAAGAAGAGAUUCAAGAAAGAAGACGACGGUGAAGUAUUUGGACCAGGUUUGACAGACGUCAAGCUGGCUGUCUUCGUGAGAACUGAAGAGCCUAACUGCCUGCUAUGUAAAGGCCAGCUUUUUGUUGGAGAGACGGGUGACUUUCACUGUCUUCGUUGCAAGAUCUUCUUCCUUGACUACGACACUCUGACGCCCAUACUAUUUCCUGCCACGAAAUACACAACUCUCGAAACUCUGACACACGCGACAGAAGGUAAGACCACAAGGCCUACGUCGUAUCGACCAGAGUACGUUGAGUAUCUGGAUGACCGUGGGAUUGAGCUCGAAGGUCUGAGACAUAUUGAUGUCUGCAUCGUACCAAAGUACGACUGCAUCGCAGAGGCAGCUCGAGCUACUUCGUGUGCCCCACCGUAUCUUGAGACAUUGGCGGGUGGUGAAGAAGAACCGCCACGAACAAAAGGGCUCGAGGACGAGGACAUUAUAUCCAGUAGGAUCCAAGAUGACAGCACUGGCGGUGGUGUGCUGAGAGAGCAUCUCGACACACCUUCGGUCGACAAGCAACUAGAAGUACAGCUAUCAGACGAUGUGGCAUGGUCCGAGCCGAGUUCCAGAUCCCACGAUGCCAAAGCGGUGCCGCGCAAAAGAGUGACUAUCGUUGAGCCAACUGUGGAGAGAGCACUGACAUCUUCUCAGCUCAAGGGUAGUCUGAAACCUCCAUGCACAGUUCAUUUUCCGGAGGACCCCUAUCCGACGCGGGAGGGCGUUGCGCCUUUUAAGCAAGUCUCGGAUGAAGAUAUUCCUAUCGGUGCUAGAUGGACAAAAAUUAGCCGCGAAUGGGUAAACCCGAGGCACUGGAACGUGCUCGUGGGCGUUUUGAGGAGACAGAGGACUAUGUGA